This is a messenger RNA of Protopterus annectens (West African lungfish), 5098 nucleotides long. Its product is annotated as aquaporin-3-like. NCBI's taxonomy places the organism in Eukaryota, Metazoa, Chordata, Ceratodontiformes, Protopteridae. The record is from RefSeq and is a predicted model, not a curated record. Gene Ontology annotation, biological process: water transport; glycerol transmembrane transport. The transcript is spliced from 6 exons. Gene Ontology annotation, molecular function: water channel activity; urea transmembrane transporter activity; glycerol channel activity. Bases 84 to 971 code for a protein of 295 amino acids. Gene Ontology annotation, cellular component: basolateral plasma membrane; plasma membrane.
UACACUGUACUAGAUCACAAUAGUUUCUUACUGAUCUGAAAUCCUCCAACAAGACAGCAUCACUUAGUGAGUAAACCAGCAAAAUGGGAAUGCAAAAGGAAUGUCUCUCAAAAGUUGGCAAUUUCUUAAGAAUCAAAAAUAAACUGUUAAGGCAAGCUUUGGCAGAAUGUUUGGGGACGUUAAUACUUGUGAUGUUUGGCUGUGGAUCAGUAGCACAAGUUGUCCUUAGUGAGGGUCAAAAGGGACGUUUCCUAACAGUCAACUUAGCCUUUGGAUUUGCUGUGACCCUUGGGAUCCUUGUAUGUGGACAAGUAUCUGGUGGUCAUCUAAAUCCAGCUGUGACCUUUGCUUUAUGCCUACUUGGUCGUGACAGGUGGCGCAAAUUCCCAAUAUAUUUCUUUGCUCAGACAGUAGGCUCAUUUAUUGCCGCUGCUAUCAUCUAUGGACUGUACUUUGAUGCUCUGAUGAACUAUGGAGGUGGUCAACUGAGAGUAACAGGAGCUAAUUCAACAGCUGGAAUCUUUGCAACCUAUCCAGGAGAACAUCUCACAACGCUAAAUGGAUUCUUUGAUCAGCUCAUUGGCACAGCAGCUCUGAUUGUCUGUAUCCUUGCGAUUGUCGAUCCUUACAACAACCCUAUUCCCAGACAUCUAGAGGCAUUCACUGUUGGAUUUGUAGUCCUGGUCAUCGGUCUUUCAAUGGGACUGAAUUCUGGAUAUGCUGUUAAUCCUGCUAGGGACUUUGGACCCCGACUUUUCACAGCAAUGGCUGGAUGGGGCUCAGAGGUUUUCACUGCUGGAUCACACUGGUGGUGGGUACCUAUAAUUUCCCCAUUUAUUGGAACAGUUAUUGGAACAGCAGUAUACCAGAUAAUGAUUGGUAUCCAUGUUGAACUCGAUGUUCCUGCAAGCCCUAGCACCCCAGAAGAAGCUGUCAAGCUGGCAAAAAUAAAGGCAAAUGAAACUGCAUGACAGAUGAGCAACUUUUCUAGCUAAUGGCCAAGGAGAAGAUUAGAACAACCAAAGAAUAUUUUGCUUCAUGUUUAAAAGAUCUUUAACACGAUUGUUAUUCUCCUCAUUAGUUUUAUGAACUGCUUUGUGUCUGAAUGGAAUGCAUGUCAUUACUGAAUUUGUUCAUGCACUACAGUUCACAAGUAAUUCAGUUAUUUCUGAGUUGUUUUUUGAAGUCUAAAGAGGAACUUGUAUUGCAAAUUGUAGCUUGGAAAGAAAAGAUAACAAAGUUUGAGUACGCGCAAAGGUGGAUGUACUGCUGUCAAAAACUGAAAACUACUGAGCAGUUUAUUUAUGGUGGCUGAGAAGAACAGUCAUUUGUGCUCAGUAAUGCCAUUUCUUUUGUUGCCCGGAACAGUAGGGGAUUUAGCGAAGGACCAAUAACAGAUAUGUUGUUCUUAUUUCACAGUCAUUUUCUUCUGCAUUUUAAAUUAGCAUUACAUAACCAGAUGUUUGGAGAUUACAGUGACAGACUUGUGGUAAUGGAAUAUUUCUGUAUCAGUGCUGUGUAUUGGACAUGAAUGUUAACAUAUUAUCUGUCUGAUGUAGUGAGUAGAUUUUAGAAUAAUACUGAUUCUUAUUUACAUCCUGUAUAUCUUAGUGAAAAAUAUGUAUAAUAACUUCUGCUUCAAAAGACCAAAGUGCACGAGUACACACAGGCACACAAACACACACAAAAAUAAAUAAAUAAAAGCAAAAUGCUGAAUGGAAAGCCCAGACGUUAUGCUUCCUUAAAUAAAGAACAGCAGUUCUAGUGCUAAAAAAUAAUAGAUUAAAUGUGAUGUGAAAUAAUUUUUAAUAAGAAAGGAGCUGUCUUGCAUGCGAGAAGACAUAGCUUCUUCCAACAUCUUGCGCUAAUACAUUUUCAUUCUAUGAUCAUAUAACCACAGAGACAGAAGGAAUGCUUGUUUUUUCACAAAAGCCAAUUAUGUCUGUUUUCUAUCUUGCUGGAAAAUUUCAGAAUUAUAUAAUAUUAGUAGCUGAGGCAAAGGAUAGCCUCUCAAAUGAGAGGUAGAGGAAGUCUGACUCCCCUGCAAAAGCAGUUUUUGGUAAAAGCAGAUUUGGAACUUUUACAUUUAGCAUUUUGCAGUUCAUUUUUUUAUGCUUUAGUCUUCUGAAGAGGAAAUAGGCACACACAAACACACACACACACACACACACACACACACACACACACACACACACACACACCCAUGUCAGAAGAACAAUGCAAUAGUAUCCAUCCAUACAAUCUUGUUAAAUGUAAAUGUAAAUAUAAAUAACGUUUCGCAAUCUCUAUGAAAAAUUAUCUAUUAUCAGUAAACAUAGAUAACACUGUUAUGACUGUUAUUGUCUGAAUUGUUUUAAAUGAAAUCAGAUUUAUCAGAACCACAAUUGUGCAUUUGCCAGGAAUAUAGCUAUGACUUUGUACAAUAACCUGCUGGUCUGUAUGAUUAUGGUUCUGUGCACCCAUGUUUAAAACUUUUAUGUCUAUGGCAUUGCAUAUUAAAAUUAGAUUAAUAAAUAUCAUAAGGGACGUAAUUGUUUUAGAUGCAAGCAAAUAUUAAUGAAUUAAUAUAGUUAAUGGUAACCUCUGUAGGAUGUCAUGUAUGGAAUACUGCCAUCUGAGUUUUCUGGGCUAGCUGACUUCUUAGUCAUGAGUAAAUGCAGUGGUGCCUAACGUUAGCCCACUUCAGUGAUUCCCUUCUUAUUCAGUAACUCGUAAUGCAUUAAUAAAUCUUGUGUUACAUGCACAUUUCAUUGUUUGAACUACCUGCUCGAAUACUCAACAUAAUGUGUCUCAGAUUAUUUACACACUUCACACAUAUUAAGGCAUGGUGUUGUAGCUCUAUUGUGAGCUUCAGCAAACAGACUAUAUAAGAUGAUAUGGGAAAAAUGCAUGCAUGACAAAAUUUGAUGAAAUCAUGCUCUUUCCUUUGCUGGUGAUUUCUAUUUCUUCCUACAAAUUGAAUUCAGCUACCCAGUCAUUUAAAAUAUUUUACUGGAUGGAAGAACUCAUAUGAAUUUGUUGUCUUGGUUAAUGCAACAUUAUAAAUGGGGAGACAGAGAUAGACUAGCAUUUAUUCUGGUUACCAGUGGAAGAAUGACUACCUAUCAAAAUCGGUCCAGUAAAUUAUUGAUGAGGGCUAAUACUUUUGUUGCAUCGCUUCUGUGAUCUAAAUUGGCAAUAAUUCUACUGUAGGUACAAGAAAAUGAGACUCAUAAAUAAUUUUUGAAGACUUUCUCUUCUAGGUUAACAGUCAUACUUAUUUUAUAGAAAAGGUUAAAAAACUAUAUUUUUUGGAAUGUGCUAAAGUUUGAAGCUUUAUGUGAACAUUAGCCAUUAGACUGAAGAGAACCGAAUCAAGAAUUUGCUGAUAUGUUCUCAAUAGUCACAAGAAUAAGCAACAUUUGUUAUGAAUAAGGAUUUGUCAGUCCUUUACUUAUUAAUAUAAUGUACUAAGAAUUCCUUAUUUUCAUUGGAUGUGACCCCUUAUCCUUGGGGCUACUACAUAUAAACAAUACUGCACUCCUACUUAUAAAUGCUGCUCUGGCAUGUAUGGUUUGCUUGUGGGGAGGGGGUCCUAUUGCUGCUGAUUGAAGAUAUUGUCCGUGGCAGCCCAGCUAACCAUCUGGUUGCUGGUUCCCCCCACCCCACCCUCAGAGACUCCUUACGUUGCUUCCACUUCUCCAUGUUUGCACAAGACCUGGAGAGUUAAUUAGCAAUGCUAUCAUAAUGAAUCUCUAUUUUUUUUUUUUUUUGUUUUUUUUUCUUAUCAUGUAUCCUGUGCUUCCCUGAAGGGGCUCAAGGUCUCUACAGUGAACAAAUUAAUGUUGCCUUCGAAGUAGAGGUUGCACACGUUGCAAUAUGGCUCCUCUGUACCAUGCUUGUGUAUUAAGAGCAGCCCCUUCAGUGUCCUUCAUGGGAACUAUGUUUGUAGAAUAGGGUAUCACCAUCACCUGUACCUUUGGGAAAGCAAGCCUGGCAAAAGUGUUCAUUUCUUUCCUUGCCUUUGUCAACUGUCUUCCAUCUAGGCUGAUACUCAAACCAGAACAUCAGCAUUACAGGCAAAGCCUUACUUGUCACCACUGGGAAUUUGUAAUAUAUUUUAUUUUAUUUUUGAUGUAUUUCCCUAUGCAAGAGUCUAUUUAGAAGUGGGAUUUGGUGAACUUUGUUCACAGAUUCCAGGUCAGGAUAUGCUAUUUGUUCAGUAAACAGCAAUAUAUCUACAUCAAUUAUUUAGGCACCACACAUACUUAUUAGCUUAAUGGAAUCAUGUUUUGAUUAAUUCAAGGCAAAAUAAUCCAAAUAUUCUAUAUUUAAGAAACUAGAUAAAGUUAUUAAAACUGAGAUCUUUAAUAUUAAUAGGCAUAGUAUAAGAACUGAAUAUAAUGUAUGCAGCUACCUUGAGUACAGCCUUUUCAGUUCUUCUAACCAGUAAGUUAAAUUAAAACAAUGUCACGGGCAUGAAUAUUCAAUGUCGCCAAGUAAAAGCCAUAUUUUAAGAGAUACUGCAAGCUAUUCUUUUUGAAAUGUAAAACAUUUGUAAAUGAUUAUGUUGCUAAAAUGUUUAGGCUUUGUGUUUCAUUGUUUUAUUUACUUGCAUUAGUUAGUUUAAUGUGUCAGAUGAUGUCUCUAUAUUUGAAUAUUUGCAGCUUGAUUAUGAAGCUUGUUGACCAAAAACAGUGCCUUUCUUUUAAGUAGAGCUGGACCCGUGGUCUUUGCUUCAUUCUGAGGUGCAGUGAACUCAGAAUUAAUUGAAUUAUGUCUGGAAUGUGAGGGCUUCCCCCAAAAGGAAAAUGAAAAUUAGCAUUGGUUAAAAUGGACUCAAGGACUUCACCCAAAAGGAAAACAAAAAUCAGUAUUCUCACCUUUAGCUUAAAGGCAACUACAACUGACAUUGAGAGGCCCGAGAACUAUCUACCUGACAUUUCAGACUUUUAUAUUGAAAAACUGAGUAUCGCAUAUAAAAGGUCAAAUGUAAAUGCAGUGAAAUUUUUUUUUUUCAUUAACUGUUUUAUUGACAUCUUAAGGAAAUAUUACUGCCUUUAUUUCCUGUAAUGUUCAUUUGUUAUUUUUGUAUAUAAACUUUGAGAUACAAACUGCA